Cynara cardunculus var. scolymus (artichoke) is the source of this 2193-nucleotide messenger RNA. Its product is annotated as protein MICRORCHIDIA 2-like. The record is from RefSeq and is a predicted model, not a curated record. The coding region runs from base 92 to 1912 and encodes 606 amino acids. Gene Ontology annotation, cellular component: nucleus. The transcript has 18 exons. NCBI's taxonomy places the organism in Eukaryota, Viridiplantae, Streptophyta, Magnoliopsida, Asterales, Asteraceae. Gene Ontology annotation, molecular function: ATP hydrolysis activity.
CCAAAGAGAAAAAAUCCCUCUACUGUCAACAGAUGUUCAAAACCCUAAUUACGAAUUUGCUCCAGCAAUUCUUCAAUUUGGAUCGGUUUUAAUGGCGAGGUUUGUAGAGAAUCCGCUGAACGUUGUAGAGAUUCCCGAUAGUGAUGAUGAAGGCGGUGAUCGACCAAGCGGACCUGAAGUUCAGAAUAAUGCAACAAUCGAGUCGGAUGAUCGGAAAUUGGAGAACCGGAGUUUUUGGAAAGCAGGGGCAUUUGAAAUCGGUCCAACAAAAUGGAAUCCUUCCCAAGGUGAACUGGAACAUGCUCGUGUGCACCCAAAGUUUCUUCAUUCCAAUGCAACUUCUCACAAAUGGGCUUUCGGAGCUAUUGCUGAGCUGUUGGAUAAUGCCGUUGAUGAGAUCAACAAUGGGGCAACUUUUGUGAAGGUUGACAGAAUUUACAGCAAGAGGGACAAUUCUCCUGCUUUACUUUUUCUUGAUGAUGGAGGUGGAAUGGACCCAGAGGGCAUUCGGAAGUGCAUGAGUUUGGGAUACUCAACAAAGAAGACAAAUAGCACAAUCGGACAAUAUGGCAAUGGGUUCAAGACAAGCACUAUGCGGUUAGGAGCUGAUGUGAUUGUUUUCAGUUGUGCAUCUAGGAAUGGCCGAGAAACCCAAAGUGUUGGUCUUUUAUCCUAUACGUUUCUACGCAGAACCGGACAGGAUGACGUGAUUGUCCCAAUGAUUGAUUUUGAUGUCUCGAAGCAUUGGGCAGAACCUAUAGUAUAUAGCUCUCUUGAUGAUUGGUCUGCUAACUUGAAGACAAUUCUUGAAUGGUCUCCGUUCGCUUCGAAAGAGGACCUGCUGCAACAGUUUGAAGAUAUUGGGUCGCAUGGGACAAAGAUAAUCAUAUACAACUUAUGGCUCAAUGAUGAAGGCAUCUAUGAAUUGAACUGUGACGAAGAUGAUGAGGAUAUAAAACUAAGGGAUGAAGCUUCUCGUUUGUCCAAAGUGAGCAAGAAAGCGGCUGAAACACAAGCACAUAUUUCUUACCGCAUUCUUCAUUCAUUAAGGGCAUAUGCUUCUAUAUUGUACCUCAGAAAGUUUAAGAACUUCAAAAUUUUCCUGAGGGGGAAACUUGUUGAACAGUACAGUAUAGCCGAAGAUUUGAACUAUCGGGAAGUAGUUACCUACCGGCCACAAGUGUCUUCAAUGAAAGAGGCUUCUGUGGAGACAACCCUUGGAUUUAUCAAAGAAGCACCAGCUAUUGGAAUUAAUGGAUUCAACGUUUACCAUAAAAAUCGCCUUAUCAGACCCUUCUGGAAAGUAACUUCUGAUGGACAUUCUAAAGGAUAUGGCAUCGUUGGAGUUCUUGAAGCAAAUUUCAUAGAACCAGCACAUGACAAGCAGGAUUUUGAAAGAUCGUCUUUGUUCUCUAGGCUGGAAAUGAAGCUAAGACAAAUGCAAAUGGACUACUGGAGACACCACUGUCACUUAAUUGGGCACAAGCCGGAUCCAGGUCUACUGCGCAAAAUGCAGAAGGUGUCUGCUAUGCCACUUCAUGCCCAAGGUGAAAGGGUUAAUCAAACCGGUGCUGGUCUUGCUGCUAACCCAAGGCUGGAUUUUAGUGGUUCACAGAUGGGGAGCCAUGGCAGAACCAUUUACAACAAUGACACACCCAUCCUUCAGGCUCCUCCUGGAUUUGAAACCGGUUUUGAUCAAGAUGUAGCAUAUGGAGAUGGUUCAAGGGACAUAGAUCAAGUAUGUGAUGAGAAUAUCCAACUUUUUAUGAGGUGUGAGGAGUACAUGCAAAAGGAGAAUGAAUUAAAAACUACGGUGGAGGAUUUGGAGAAACAGGUGAUGGAAACCAAAAGGAAAUGUGCAGAAAUCUCUUCCCGCCUCGAGCUUCUGAGAAGGCAGAAAGCUGUAAGAUGAGAAAUGUAACAUAUCUCAUCCACCCGAGCUUACGUAAGAACCAGUGGACGGCAGCUAGGUGUUUUUUGGUCUUUUGUAUAUUGGUUAGUUCACUUAUGUGCCAUCAAAUAUCCAAGAAAAGGUUAAGCGUUAGCAAGUAGCAAGCGAGCGUAAGCGACUCUUGGUAUCAACUCUUUCAUUGAUGUUUCCGGUGUUUUAGUAGUCGUUUGUUGAGUCACAAAACGUUCAAAAGUUUUUAUAAAAUUCCAAAAACUAUCACACUAAAUAUAAUUAGUACUUCC